Suillus subaureus is the source of this 222-nucleotide messenger RNA. RefSeq lists its product as uncharacterized. The record is from RefSeq and is a predicted model, not a curated record. The transcript has 3 exons. The coding region runs from base 1 to 222 and encodes 73 amino acids. Lineage: Eukaryota; Fungi; Basidiomycota; Agaricomycetes; Boletales; Suillaceae.
AUGUUUGCCAAGUUCACUUCCGUAUACGUUAUCGCAUGCUUUGCUGCUUUAGCAUUUGCAUCGCCUGUACCUGUUGCGGCUCCUGAAGCUGUUGCCCUUGCCAACACAGGAAUUUUUGCUCGUGAAGCUAUGCCAGUAGCAGAAGCUUUCGCUGAACGCGAACCAGCUCCCGAAGAGGAGGAAGACGUCGAGGCCAGGAUCUGCCGCUACGGCUGCCUGUGA